Camelus dromedarius (Arabian camel) is the source of this 3119-nucleotide messenger RNA. RefSeq names its product cytochrome P450 4X1. Bases 351 to 1478 code for a protein of 375 amino acids. The record is from RefSeq and is a predicted model, not a curated record. The transcript is spliced from 9 exons. NCBI's taxonomy places the organism in Eukaryota, Metazoa, Chordata, Mammalia, Artiodactyla, Camelidae. Gene Ontology annotation, molecular function: heme binding; monooxygenase activity; iron ion binding.
CUUGGCAUAAUUUCAAAACCUAAGUUCAGACCUUCUGUGACUGAAAACUGUCACACUUGAAUUAUGACGCUCCAUGAUAAGAAGUUGCCCUGAACGCAGGUUUGCAUCAAUUGCUAAAGGGCUGGAAAUCCUCUGGCCACUCGAGCCUGCCUCCUCCCGCCAAGCCUCAGCUGCCCCUCCCACCGCUCCUUCUCUUUCCGGGGAAGCGAUUAUCUUGCCGAAGGGCACGGAGACGAGGUGGGCUGGCUCUCCCAAAGAGGGGGCGGGUGGAUCCUCCCAAGAGCGGGGCUCUAGAAAGCGCACCCUCUCCGCGGCCCGGAGACUGCCAGCAAUCCGCGCGGCGCAGAGCGAUGGAGUCCUCCUGGCUCGAGAGGCACUGGGCAAGGCCCUUUUACCUGGCGUUGGCGUUCUGCUUGGCCUUGGGGCUGCUGCAGGUCAUCAGGCUUUUGCUGCAGAGGCACCGGCUGCUUCGAGACCUGCGCCCCUUCCCCACGCCUCCCACCCACUGGCUCUACGGGCACCAGAAGAUAUUUCGGCAGAGUGACAUUAAAAAGCUUGAGGAGAUUGUAGAAAAGUACCCUUGUGCCUUUCCUUUCUGGAUUGGGCCCUUUCAGGCAUUUUUCUACAUCUAUGACCCAGAGUAUGCAAAGACAUUUCUGAGCAGAACAGAUCCCAAGUCCAAGUAUCUGUGCAAGUUCACGACUCCAGUCAUUGGAGAAGGACUAGUGAAUCUGAAUGGACCCAAGUGGUUCCAGCACCGUCGCCUACUAACUCCUGGAUUCCAUUUGAAUACCUUGAAAUCAUAUGUCGAGAUGAUGGCCCAUUCUGUGAACACGAUGCUGGGUAAGUGGGAGAGGAUUUGCGGCACUCAGAACACACUUCUGGAUAUCUCUGAGCACAUCGACUUGAUGACCCUGGAUGUUCUUAUGAAAUGUAUUUUCAGCAAGGAAACCAACUGCCAGAUAAACAGCAACUUUGAUUACUAUAUAAAAGCAAUAAGGGAAGGCACCACUAUCAUCUUUUACCGUGUGUACAAUUUCUUGUAUCACCAUGACAUGAUUUUCAAGUUCAGCUCUCAGGGCCACCGCCUGUGGGAGAUAAGCAAGAUACUGCAUCAGCACACAGAAAAGGUAAUCCAGGAGAGAAAGAACUCCCUCAGGGACGAGAAGAAGCAGGAGAACGUUCAGAAGAGGAGGUACCAGGAUUUUCUGGAUACUGUCUUUUCUGCCCAGGCUGAAAUUGCCAACAGCUUCUCAGAUACUGACCUAUGGUCCGAGGUGAACACAUUCAUGUUGGCAGGGCAUGAAACCGUGGCAGGAGGCAUUUCCUGGCUCCUCUACCACCUGGCUCUGUACCCUGAGCAUCAGGAGAGAUGCCGGGAGGAGAUCAGGAGCAUCCUGGGGGAUGGGUCUUCCAUCAACUGGCCCUGGUGCAUUGGAAAUGGGGACUUGAUCCCUAGACUUGCAUUUAGAGCUUGAAUGUUGGGGUUCAAGUGGAUCUUCUCUUCUGAGAGACCUGAGUGAGCACCUGGGUCAUUUAACCUCAUUGUCGACGUUCUCUCCCAUCCCCUUGUUCACACUUCGGGAUUGGCUUUCGACUUUGAAUCUAUUACUAAAUGGUACACACUGUAAUUGAGUUUAGCCAAUGUGGACUGAGUAUAUUUUCAGUACUAAGACACUUAAAAACCAUGCAAGAUUUGGUGAGGGUCCUGCGCUCAACAAGCUCACACUCUAGCACAAGAGACAAGCCCCCAUACAGAUGACUGCAAUAAAAUAUGGUAAGGGUGAUGAGAAAGAUACAUGUUAGGUACCACAGAGAUUUAGAAGACCAGCACCUAACCUGGCGUGGGGGCUCAAGGAGACUUCCUGGGAGAUCUGACACUUAACCUGCCUCUUAUAGGUUGGGUAAGAGCAGCGAGGUGGAAAACUUCAACUCCAUUUGGCUAGACUUUAAGCAUAUCUUGCUGUUAGUGAAGCCCGGAUUAUAGAUUUGCCCCUUGGACAUGCUAUUUGCAAGGAAAACACAUGUCCCUCAUACAAGCCAUGCUCUUUCCCCUAGCAAGAUAUUUCACAUGUCAUUGCUUGUCUUUCUUUUCACUCCAUUUCAUGUGAUAACUUUUCCAUGAAAAAUAGACAUGCUAAUGGAACCAAGCCUAGCGACUAGGGGGAAAACGUCAUAUUUCAAAUGCAAAGGCUAGCACAGUUAAAAUGUGUGUAAAGGAAAACCUGAAUUUAUAUAGGUAUAGUAGAGAUCACACUUUUUGUAGGGAAAUACUAGUCAUUUCCUACCAUAGUUUAAAGGUCUAAUCUAUAUUGCACAAAAUGCAGUGUUGAUUAGUUAAGUUUUAGUAAGUUAUACAUUGAGUUUGGAAAUACUCCCAACAUUGAUUAGAUAAUUUAAGGUUGACUAGGAUGGAUAUAUACAACUUGUCAACUGAAAAAAAAUGUACAACCUAAAAGCUGAGAGUUAGUUUUAUUCGGCAAACAUUUCUGAGCGCAAAAUGUGGCCUCUCAGAUUGCUCUAAGAGGCUGCUCUGAAAAGGCGAGGGAGGAGACAGGAUAUAUAGGAGUUUGUGCAACAAAGACCAGGUAGUUGGAACAUCAAAAGAUUACCAGUAACUAAAGAAAGCCGGAUAUUUUGAGUUAAGGAAUUUAGCACUUUUCUAUGUAUGGGAAGAUGCGAAAGUCUGGGCUCACUGAAAGCAUUCCUUUGAUAUGUGCUUAGCUAUCUAGGGCCAGUGUCCUGGGCUUCUCCUCCUGAGUCUGCUCCGGGGACACCACUGGGGGUGGUUGCAGAGGCUCAGGAGUUGCCAGCGGGCACCUGCUUGUCUCCACCCUGACUUGCCUCCAGCUCACCGUCAGCGGGGGGAGGCGGCGGGAGUGGCUGAUGGCUGACGGCUGCAGCAUCCUUUGUUCACUGAUAUGGCAGCAGUAUCUGUUAUUCACAAACUCAAAUAGUGACCUUUCUUAUUCUUGUUUGACCUAUGUGAAAUGAAAAACAAUAAAGAAAUCUUUGUCAGGUAAGAAAACAAAGUCCAGAGGAUCUGUUAACUACCAUUGGUUUUCAUGAGAGAAAUGGUAACAGUAUUAUAGUGAAUAAAAUAUGUUUUUAUUCAAUAA